CUGUUGAUACUGGCAUAAGAAGCAUAGCAACAACACUUCCUUUCACUCAUCAUGUGUCCAUGGCUCUCAAGGUCAAAACUGCUGAAACCAAGGUUGUUCUGGUGAACUUGUUGAUAUGCAUGGCAGUUUUCUACACUGUGUACUAUGUGGUCCUUUCCAUUUGCUUUGCCAUAUUCAAGGUUAAAAUGUUGGAUGGUUUGGCACCUUUUGAUUUUAAGACAAAUCCAUCAUGGCUUAACCCACACUAUUUAGUUCUUGUAAUCUCAUUGGAAAUAACUUUUUUCAUUUGUGGUCUGCUGUUUGCCCUGGUGGUGGAAGAAUGGGUUUGGGAUUAUGCUGUAACGGUUACUGUUAUUCAUAUCAUCAUAACUUCCAUUGUUAUGUCUGAAUUUCCUCUGAUGUUACACUGGUGGCUGGCACUAGGAUCUGGAGUAAUUUCAAUGAUUUGUGGAGGACAGAUUUUGGCAUAUUGUUUAUUUAAAGACAACUUCAUUUACCCUGUUCUAGAUGAUUUUUGAAAAGGAAAAUUAGAUUCUGCAUUUAUUUUAAUAUAAUUUCCAAGAUUUCUUACACAACACAAUUGAAGCUGGAAACUGUCUAAUUGUAAGGUAAAUAGUUCACCUCUUAUUUCUUACAUUUGUUUGCAAAGUCAUUGUCAUCACUUUUAGCUGUUGUAUGUAAUCACUCAGCUUUUGUAUGUAUGUAUUCCAUUCAGCAAAUAAUUAGAUAGCUGUACCUUUUUUAAAAAACAAACAAGACUAUAAGAGCAAUGAUGUAAUACUCUUGCAAAAUCCUACAGGGAGAAAUGAA
Molecule: messenger RNA, 810 nt
Organism: Gallus gallus (chicken)
Lineage: Eukaryota; Metazoa; Chordata; Aves; Galliformes; Phasianidae
Gene: TMEM244
Product: transmembrane protein 244
Exons: 6
Coding region: 60-518 (152 amino acids)
Source: RefSeq, marked validated